Camelina sativa (false flax) is the source of this 1093-nucleotide messenger RNA. NCBI's taxonomy places the organism in Eukaryota, Viridiplantae, Streptophyta, Magnoliopsida, Brassicales, Brassicaceae. The record is from RefSeq and is a predicted model, not a curated record.
AGAAAAUGGAGGGCACCGCCGUAAUACAACAAUACCCCGCGAGCAGAUCGGACGACAAUUUUGAGAGGAUGAGCGAUAGAUAGAGAGACACAUAGCGAGAGAGUUAGAGAGAGAUUUCGCGAAAAAGAAACGAAGGGGAAGGUUUUGACGAUGAACGAAGGCUCGAGCGAAGAAGUGACGAGGACGGUAAUGGAAGAGAAACCGGAACAACAGAGAGGAUCUCUGGAGAAAGGAAGAUCGUGCAAAGGCUAUCUCUAUUACUCAUCCACUCUCAAAUCCAAAUCUAAGAACCCUCGCUGCGUCGGAAUCCCUCGCACUCUCCGUCAAGUUCCUGAUUACGUUGUUGGACAAUCUGAAGCUGAAGCUUCUAAAGAAGGGAGGACCUUAGCAGAUUUUUACUAUGGCUGUUUGGGGUAUUCCGUCUACAUGACUGAGAAAGACUCAUCUACCAUUAAGCAACAUACAAAGACUCAGCUUCCUGUUUGUGUCGGCCUUGAGAUACUAGCAGAUAGAAAAGCAGCUUCUGGCAAUACUUCAUCUGUUCCUGUUCCAGUUCCAGCCCGUGUUCAAAAUAGAAACGAAUCUCGGGAUCUGCCUCAGCACCAGAACAAUAAACCAGUGCCAGCCACAAACACAGAAAACGGCUUCUUAACCAGGUUCACGAGAAACGCAAGCCUUGUAGCAUCAGGGGUGAUGAAGAACAUGAAGAGAGUUGGUAACUAUGUGAAAGAGACCGUGGACGAUUCCUUGGACCCAUAUCGAAAGCGACCAAAAUGAAGAAACUUUUUACAUUAGAUGUGGAGAGAGACAAAUCCAAAAAACGAAAAGAAAAAAAAAAGAAAAAAAAGCACAGGUGACAGACGACAGGAUAUGAAUCUUAUUUUGACACUUUUUGGCUUCUCUUAAAUUAUCAAAAAAUAAAAGCAACAACAAAAAAAAAAAAUGGCUGUAUUGAUAUCUUUAAGCAGGCCAUGUCCCAAAGUGAUUAGUUAUGGCUACGAGAACAGUAGUGUGUACACCUUCCUCAGUUUUGGUUUACUGAUAAUAUUCUUAUGCCACUUUUAUUCUGGAUGAAAUCUCAAACGAUUCGAUU